Messenger RNA from Rodentolepis nana, 777 nucleotides. The record is from the annotation of a GenBank genome assembly. NCBI's taxonomy places the organism in Eukaryota, Metazoa, Platyhelminthes, Cestoda, Cyclophyllidea, Hymenolepididae.
AUGGGUUGCUUUUCCGGAUUGUUGCGACUUUUCCUUGUAAUUUUGAAUGCUGUGCUUUUGGUUGCCUUUGCAGCACUGGCAGUAAUGGGAAUGUUAAUUAGGUUCAAUGAAUCCUACUUAAUGGGCUUGCUCUCAAAAGUAGUCGAAAAGUGGCCUGUCAGAUUCCUCCAUGAUCUUAUUAUCUUAAUCCAAAACUUUGGAGGCCCCGUCUCCAUUGCGCUAAUUGCAAUUGGCAUCUUUGUGGCUAUCAUUGCUAUAAUGGGAAUAAUGGCAUUGUUGUGCAAAGCGAAAUGUCUUGCAAAAAUAUACCUCAUAGGUAUUGCUCUACUCAGCGUUGCUGAGCUUGCUAUGAUUAUAUACGUCUUUGCUAUUCCUGGAAAUAUGGAUAAGGUCGUUGAAAAGCUUCUUAAGAAAACGCUUCAAGUGUAUGGCGAAGACAGUAAUAUCGGACAGGCAUCAGUAAGCCUUUGGGAGAUGAUCGGCUCGGGCCCGCCAAAAUCGUGCUGUGGUUUGAGUGGGUAUGAAGAUUUUAAGGAUGGUAAAGAUUUACCAUCAUCGUGUUGUGAAAACACGUCAAAUUCGCCUCCACAAAGCACAAAAUGCACCUACACUGAAGCCAAAGGAAAAAAUGUUGAUGGUUGUAAAGAUAAGAUUGAAAGUUAUGUUAAAGAAAACAAAACGCCUUUCAUCGCCGUUCCUUGCGGCCUCUUUGCUUUCCAGGUGAUCGUUUUGAUUAUUAUGUUUGGUCUAUGCAAACGUUGGAACCGAUAUGAUUAA